This is a messenger RNA of Mesocricetus auratus (golden hamster), 771 nucleotides long. Its product is annotated as putative HTLV-1-related endogenous sequence. The transcript has 2 exons. Lineage: Eukaryota; Metazoa; Chordata; Mammalia; Rodentia; Cricetidae. The record is from RefSeq and is a predicted model, not a curated record. The coding region runs from base 1 to 771 and encodes 256 amino acids.
AUGCCUUUGGUCCAGAGCGCAGUCCCGUCCUUGUCAUCCUCUUCUCCAAUGCGUGGGCGCCCCAGAGGCUGCGCACUGGUACCCCAGCCCAACUUCACCCCGCCCCCGCGCCCGCCCGCCCGCAGCUCCGCAGCCCCACAGCCCCGCAGCAGCCACAGGAGGAACCAAAGAGACACAAGCCUUCCCAGCUGCCCGGACCACAGACGCCAACACCCGCCGCCCCCCACCACACGCCGCCCUCCCGCCCGCGCCCCGCACGCAGUGCCAGUCAGCCCACAACCGAGCGGCGGCGGAGACUGCAGACUGCGCAGACUGCGCUGUGCGCGCUACCGGCCGGCGCUCGCCCCCGCUCCCUCGCUCUCCCGCUUGCUCGCCACCCCGGGUGACUCUGUCCCGCCCGGCCGGCCAGACCGGAGCCCCUGUCCGCAGCGCCCGCGCGAGCCCCCGGCCCGGGUUCCGGCGCCCACCGGCUCUCGCCGCCUCUCCGCCCCCUCAGUUCGCGGCAAGGGAGGUCGCAGCAGCGGCCCGGCGGCAGCGGUGACCGUGGCGACCGCGGCGACAGUGGCGGCGGAGGUCGCUGCAGCGGCGGCUGCGGCGGCGGAGGCUGCGGCGGCGACCGUGGCGGAGGCGGUGGCGGAGGCCUCCGUGGCGGAGGCGGAAGCAGAGCUGGAGGCUGAGGUGGAGGCCGAGGCCGCGGCGGUGGCGGCGGAGGCCAGCCUGGGGGAGGCGGCCGCCCUGGCGGGCAAGAAGCCUGGCAGAGGCCAGCCUUGA